Messenger RNA from Rana temporaria (common frog), 8134 nucleotides. It is a transcript of the gene CHD8, whose product is annotated as chromodomain helicase DNA binding protein 8. Gene Ontology annotation, molecular function: ATP-dependent chromatin remodeler activity; ATP binding; protein binding. The record is from RefSeq and is a predicted model, not a curated record. Bases 388 to 7428 code for a protein of 2346 amino acids. The transcript has 39 exons. Gene Ontology annotation, biological process: chromatin remodeling. Lineage: Eukaryota; Metazoa; Chordata; Amphibia; Anura; Ranidae.
AGUGUGGUGGGCGGGGCGAAGCUCUCAGCCUAGCUUUAGUCUUUUGGGUGCCGUACAUGAUUGACUAUGCAUGGGGCCAGUGAGUCGGAAAGCGGCGGUACGAGCAGUGUGGGCGGAGCCCGUGUUGGGUUAGGUUGCACCGUGUGUAUCUGUAUGGGGAGGAGAGAGCUCAGUGUGCAGCAGCAUGUGUGUGACCGGGGGACUGCUACAUGUGUAUACUUGGCUAGUUUGUAAACAGCUCACCUGGACAGCAAAGUAUUAUCCUGGCUUUGGUCAUUGUUUCAUCGUCCCGUGACAUUGAGUGACUAAGGUCCCAUCUUUUUUCCUCUGUGUCCCAAGGGGAAGGCUAUUUGCCUUCCCCGCCAUCCUUUUUUAGAGGCGCCAAAUAUGGCGGACCCGAUAAUGGACCUUUUUGAUGACCCUAACCUAUUUGGGUUGGAUUCUCUAACUAGUGACUCAUUUACCAGAGAUGGACCAGAUACUAUCGAUGAAGCUCUCGGCUUGGGCAAUGUUCUAGAGCAGUUUGUAACAGAUAGAGGACCAGAACAAGCAAUUUUACAUGUAAAUCAGCGAAUCCAGCCUCGGGUGCUGCCAGAAAAUCGUGCUCCUAUUCUCGCACCAGAACCAGUGCUUCCCGCUCAACCAACCAUCAAUCAGGAACCUAUGAACCAAGGAAACCCUUUUAUGGGCACACCCUUGACUGUAACCACAGCAACAACUACUACAGCUGCGCCUACAGCUCCUAAAAUUAUGAUUCUAAAAGCACCACCAGGAAUGACUGUUGGUGGUGUUCCUGUGACACAAAUUCAAACUCUAACUCCUGGACAGACCGCUAAUGGAGGCAAAGUGACCAUUGCUAAGGUGCUUACAGGAACCCAGCUGAGACCUGGGGUAUCCAUCGUAUCUGGGAAUACAGUGCUGGCCAAAGUUCCAAGUCAAGCAGGACAUGCUGGAGUCAGACCCGUUCGACAGUUAUUGUUACAACCAAUGCGCACAUCAGCUACUGAUGGCAAUACGAGCAUCAAACCAGCAGUCACGUUGACCUCCACUCCUCAGCAGGGGGAUUCAAAACGCAUCACGCUUGUGCUUCAACAGCCUAACCAGACAGGAACUCAAGGCCAGCGUCAUGUGGUGUUGGGUGGUUUGCCAGGGAAAAUUGUUCUUCAAGGGAACCAACUGGCUGCUCUGACACAGGCCAAGAAUCAACAGGGACAAACUGCCAAGGUAGUGACUAUACAGCUUCAGGUACAACAGCAACCGGGGGCAGCUCCUCAAGCUCCACAGAAGUUUCAAAUCAUACAACAGUCACCAGGUGGUCUGACUCUUGCACCUGGCACACAGCAAACACACGUGAUAAGUCAGCAAGGAACUCAGAGGCUCUCCGUACCACUCAAAGUUGUCUUACAGCCACAGGUCGUGUGGAAGUUGACACAGGCGGUUAUUGCGGGCUCCUCACAAGGCACCACACAAAGUCUGUCAGUGGUAAAAGUGUUGAACGCCAGUGAAGUUGCGGGUCUCACAGCCAACCAAACUUUAGUGAGAGUUGGAGGGGAAACUCGCAAGCUGGACAGUCAGAAGAAGCAGGAAAAGGCAAAUCGUAUUGUGGCUGAGGCCAUUGCUAGGGCCAGAGCAAGAGGGGAGCAAAAUAUUCCCCGUGUUCUAAAUGAGGAUGAGCUUCCAAGUGUUAGUCCUGAGGAUGAUGAUGUAAGUAGGAAGAAGAAGAAGAAAAAGAAGGGUGAACCGGGUGAUGGAUUAAGCGGUGACAAGUCCAAAAAAUCCAAAGGGAGUAGCAGCUCAAGGUCUAAGAGCAAAUCGAAGCCCAGUACCAUCACUCCCAUUGUUGGGAAGAAGAGGAAGCGGAAUCCAUCAUCUGAUAAUUCUGAUGCGGAAGUGUUACCAUCUCAGGCUUCGCCAGUAGAAGAUGAAGAUAGUGUCCAGAAGAGGCGAUCUAAUCGACAAGUAAAACGUAAAAAGUACACUGAGGAUCUAGACAUUAAAAUUACUGAUGAUGAAGAUGAUGAGGAUGUUGAUGUUACCGGCCCAGUGAAGAGUGAACCAAUCCUUUUGCCUGGGCCUCUCCCAAUGCCUGACGGCGAUAUGGUUCCCUCCAUGCAGUUCUUUGUGGAAAACCCAAGUGAAGAAGAUGCUGCAAUUGUGGAUAAAAUACUUUCUAUGCGCUUAGUUAAGAAGGAGCUACCUUCUGGGGUGUAUUUUGAAGCAGAAGAAUAUUUUGUCAAGUAUAAGAAUUACUCAUAUCUGCACUGUGAAUGGGCAACUAUUCAGCAGCUUGAGAGAGACAAACGCAUUCAUCAGAAGCUCAAGAGGUUUAAAACUAAGAUGGCUCAGAUGCGUCAUUUCCUACCAGAGGAUGAGGAGUCCUUUAAUCCAGACUAUGUUGAAGUGGAUCGAAUCCUGGAUGAAUCGCAUAGCAUUGAUAAGGACAAUGGGGAACCUGUGGUGUAUUAUCUUGUGAAGUGGUGCUCACUACCCUAUGAAGACAGCACCUGGGAGCUUAAAGAGGAUGUAGAUGAGGGAAAGGUUGACGAGUUCAAAAGAACUGAAUCCCGACUGCCGAAUCUCAAGCGUGUGGCACGGCCUGCAGCUACAUCUUGGAAGAAGUUAGAUCUGACUCAGGAAUACAGACACGGUAACCAGUUGAGAGAAUACCAGCUGGAGGGAGUCAAUUGGCUGCUGUUUAAUUGGUACAACAGGCAGAACUGUAUUCUGGCUGAUGAAAUGGGUUUGGGCAAGACGAUCCAGUCUAUCACAUAUCUGCAGGAACUGCAUAACGUUGGGGUGAAAGGUCCUUUCUUGGUGAUUGCUCCUCUUUCCACUAUUACGAACUGGGAAAGGGAAUUUGCCAGCUGGACUCUAAUGAACACCAUUGUUUACCAUGGCAGCUUGGCCAGCCGCCAAAUGAUCCAACAGUAUGAGAUGUACUGCAAAGACUCAAAGGGUCAUCUCAUUCCUGGAGCCUACAAGUUUGAUGCUUUAAUCACAACUUUUGAGAUGGUUCUUUCUGAUUGCCCCGAAUUGCGUGAAAUUGAAUGGCGUUGUGUCAUUAUUGAUGAAGCUCAUCGUUUGAAAAACAGAAACUGUAAGCUUUUAGACAGCUUAAAGCACAUGGAUCUAGAGCACAAGGUCCUCUUGACUGGGACACCGUUGCAGAACACUGUGGAGGAGCUGUUUAGCCUGCUACAUUUCUUAGAGCCUAGUCAGUUUGCUUCUGAAGCAGAAUUUCUGAAGGAUUUUGGAGACCUUAAAACUGAGGAGCAGGUGCAAAAGCUGCAAGCAAUCUUAAAGCCUAUGAUGCUAAGAAGGCUAAAGGAAGAUGUGGAGAAGAAUCUCGCGCCCAAACAAGAGACUAUCAUUGAAGUGGAGUUGACUAACAUUCAGAAGAAAUACUAUAGGGCCAUCCUGGAAAAAAACUUUUCCUUUCUUACCAAGGGAGCUAGUCAGUCCAAUACUCCCAACUUGCUUAACACCAUGAUGGAACUUCGCAAGUGCUGCAACCAUCCCUAUCUCAUUACUGGAGCGGAAGAAAAGAUAAUGUUUGACUUCCGAGAAGCGACACCAGUGAUGCCUCAUGACUUCCACUUACAAGCAAUGGUGCGCUCCUCUGGCAAAUUAGUUCUAAUAGACAAACUUCUACCCAAGCUUAAAGCUGGAGGGCAUAAGGUUCUCGUCUUUUCCCAAAUGGUGCGGUGCUUGGAUAUAUUAGAGGAUUAUCUCAUUCAGAGAAGAUAUCUUUAUGAACGAAUUGACGGUAGAGUCCGUGGUAAUAUGCGCCAAGCAGCAAUUGAUCGAUUCAGCCGCCCAGACUCUGAUCGAUUUGUGUUCUUGCUGUGCACUCGGGCUGGUGGGCUGGGUAUCAACCUCACCGCUGCAGACACUUGUAUCAUCUUCGACUCUGACUGGAACCCUCAGAAUGACCUUCAGGCACAAGCACGUUGUCACCGAAUUGGUCAGAGCAAGGCUGUUAAGAUUUAUCGGCUGAUCACCAGAAACUCCUAUGAAAGAGAGAUGUUUGACAAGGCCAGCUUGAAGUUAGGACUGGACAAGGCUGUGCUCCAGUCUAUGAGUGGACGGGAAAACCACUUGAAUGGGCCCAUCCAGCAGUUUACAAAGAAAGAGAUUGAAGACUUGCUACGGAAAGGUGCUUAUGCAGCCAUCAUGGAAGAAGAUGAUGAAGGCUCCAAGUUUUGCGAGGAAGAUAUUGAUCAAAUUCUAUUAAGAAGAACUACCACUAUAACAAUAGAGUCUGAAGGCAAAGGUUCCACCUUCUCUAAGGCAAGUUUUGUAGCAUCUGAAAACAGGACAGACAUUUCAUUGGAUGAUCCUAACUUUUGGCAGAAGUGGGCAAAAAAAGCAGAUUUGGAUCUAGAUCUGCUUAACAGUAAGAACACACUGGUGAUAGACACACCCCGUAUCAGGAAACAGACGCGGCACUUUAGUAAUAAGGAUGAUGAUAUGGUAGAGUUUUCAGAUCUAGAAAGUGAUGACGAUGAUCGCCCACGAGCUCGACGGCAAGACCGCAAAAAUGGUUAUGGUCGCACAGACUGCUUUAGAGUAGAGAAGCACCUUCUUGUCUAUGGAUGGGGUCGGUGGCGUGAUAUCUUAAUCCAUGGUCGCUUCAAACGAGGUAUGACAGAACGGGAUGUGGAGAAAAUCUGCCGAGCCAUCUUAGUUUAUUGUCUAUUGCACUAUCGGGGGGAUGAGAACAUUAAAAGCUUUAUUUGGGAUCUGAUCAGUCCUGCAGAGAAUGGCAAAACCAAGCAGCUACAGAACCACUCAGGUCUUUCCAUUCCUGUACCUCGUGGACGCAAGGGCAAAAAAGUAAAGUCUCAGAGCAGCUUUGAUAUUCACAAAGCAGAAUGGAUUCGGAAGUACAACCCUGACACUCUGUUUCAAGAUGAGGGCUAUAAGAAGCAUCUAAAGCACCAGUGCAACAAGGUCUUGUUGCGUGUUCGAAUGUUAUAUUAUAUCCGGCAGGAAGUGUUUGGAAAUCAUGCAAUAAAGGUGCUUGGUGGAGUUGAUGCCAAAAAUAUCAACUUAUGGGUCCCCCAAAUCGAUCAAGCUGACUUACCAGCUCGUUGGUGGGACAGAGAGGCUGACAAAUCUUUACUUAUUGGAGUCUUUAAGCAUGGUUAUGAGAAAUACAAUACUAUGCGUGCAGAUCCUUGUCUUUGUUUCCUAGAGAAGGUGGGGGGGCCUGAUGAGCAGGCAAUUGCUGCAGAACAUCAUGCACAGGAUUAUGUGGAGCUGCCUGAGGGUGUAGAUUUUGAUAGAGAUGUUGAAGAUCCUGAGUAUAAGCCACUCCAUGUACAGAAAGAUGCUGAGGAGGAGAUGGACCCCCUUAUGAUGGAUGAAGAAAUAUCUGUGGUGGAUGGUGAGGAAGCAACACCUGUGCCUAGUGGCAUGCUAUGGCCACCUGGAUCUGCACUCACUGCCCGCCUUCGCCGGCUUAUUACUGCAUACCAACGUAGCUAUAAGCGAGAACAACUGAAGAUUGAAGCUGCUGAACGAGGGGACAAACGGAAGAAACGAUGUGAGGCAGCUUUCAAACUGAAGGAAAUUGCACUUCGAGAGAAACAGCAAAGGUGGACUCGUCGAGAGGCUUGUGAUUUUUUCCGUGUUCUCUCCAGCUUUGGGGUUGAGUAUGAUCCUGACACACAGCUCUAUGACUGGCAGAGAUUUCGUAGUCUGGCUAGGUUGGACAAGAAAACGGAUGAAUCACUGCUUAAAUAUUUUCAUGGUUUUGUGGCAAUGUGUCGGCAAGUGUGCCGUUUACCACCAGUUGCAGGAGAUGAGUCUCCAGAUCCAUCUCUCUUCAUUGAACCUAUUUCAGAGGAACGAGCAUCAAGAGCUUUGUUCCGCCUUGACCUCUUGCGCAGGGUGCGCGAGCAGGUUCUGUGUCAUCCUUUGCUUCCUGCGCGUUUAUCUUUGUGUCGGCCGGACCCUGAAUUACCUGAGUGGUGGGAGAGUGGCCGUCAUGAUAAGGAGCUUCUUGAAGGGGCUGCACAAUACGGACUGAGCCGCACAGACCUUACUCUAAUGCCGGACCCCUCAUUUUCUUUCCUAAGAUGCCGGCUCAACUAUCUCCAAUCUAGAGGCAUUUCAAAUACCUCCCGCCCAUCCACUCCCUCCACAGUCCACCCUCUGCCUACCACAGAACUUCAACCCCCUCAUAUUAUUUCAAUCUCUUCAUCUGUCAGUUCCUCUCCAGCUCCACGACGAUCUUCUUGCUCUUCAGCAUCAUCUUCAUCCAACUCCGAUGAUUCAUCGGAUGAAAGCAAUGGGAGCAAAGCCGCUAAUCUGAAUGCAGGUUUACCACACUCUCGGUUACUUGAUGAGGAAAAUCGAUUGUCCCUCACAGAUUCUCCAGGAGACCUGAAAUCGGAGGGCAGUGCCCAAGCAGUUCUGGAGAAUCCAAAUAGUGCAGAUUGGCCAAAGGAUCGCGUUCUCCUCUGUCGAAUUGAGCAAGUCUGCAAUGGUGUGUUGACUGGAAAAUGGGGUUCACCAAGGAGAAUUUUCGAUCCACCAAGUGACAGCCCUGACAGUAUGUCACCAACCCCUGAGGAACGGAGCCCUACCACCUAUACACAUAUGCGCCCUACCCCUGAUCAAAAGGAAUUUACAGUCCAAAUCAAAAGUGAGGAAGGGCUAAAGAUAAAAUUUCAGAAACACAAACUCCUAGGUAAUGGAGCAGUGGAUUCUGUGCAUCAUGUACAUAAGAAGAAGAGUAAAAAGAAAUUGAUCCAGAUGGAGUUAGAUAUGGAUACUCGAAUUCCAGUUGUAAAUCAGAGGGAUGGUACUGUGCUACUUGGAGAGGAAGCCCCCAAGCGCUGUCAAUUACAUGAGUGGUUACACAGGCAUCCUGACUUUAUUGUGGAUCCCCGAUUUCUAGCGUACAUGGAGGACCGGAGGAAACGCAAGAAACACAAGAGUAAAAAAUCCAAAUCCUCUUCAGCACAUGGUAUUUUAGGCACUAUGCAGACCUCUCACCAUCACAAUGGGAAAAAGUCUUCACUCACAGAGAAUAAAUUUGAAGCUCCACACCUUCCCACAGCAGCUAAGAAGAGAAAGAAACGUCCUCCCUCCAAGCUAAUUUUGCCAUCAGCACGGCAUGGUGCUGGUGACACUUCUCAUUCCUUCUCCCGGGACCCUAAACCAGAACACAGCGCUAAUACUCUGCGGGCCAUGUAUGGAGCUGCAGGAGAGGGAAUGCUACAUCAGUCUGGACUUGCUGGCCUGACAAUACCUCGUUACCACCCAUUGCACGCAACUUCUGCAAGCAGAAUUCAAGGACCUACUUUUGGUGAUGAUUUAUCGGGUUAUGAACCCCAACAACAACACUUCUCUCUGCUUGAUGACCCUAUGAUGCCAGCAAACUCUUCCUCCAGCGGUGAUGAAUUGGACAGACCUUGAUAGGACCCUCCCCCUAGUGGGAAUCAUGAACAACCCACAGAGAUGCAGGGCCAAACCCUCUUUAUAGAGACGUUGUUCUGCCUUGUCACCAGUAGCCUGUUUUUUUUUUGUUUUUUUUUGUUUUUUUACCCCAUUUUUGGACUCCGUGGCUUAUUCAACUUCUAUGUUCCAGGAUCUAUUGCGGCAGGAUAUACGCAGGAUCAGAGAGGACAAAUGAAUGAGGCUUUGACCUUCUUUUUUUUUUUUUUUUUUAUUAAUAUUAUUAACUAUAUUGCUGGAAGGGGCCUUGCACCACACUCUAGCGCAAAACCGGUUCUGGGACAAUAUGAAAAGUCUUACAGUGCAAUAAGGCACUUCAGGAUCUGGGUGACAAGGUCCCUAUUCCAUUUUGGGUUCUCCACUAUUCACUCAACCCUGUUGUGCAUCAAUCCCAUAGGUCACUGGUAUAGGAAUGACAGGACUUGGAUACGUUGCAGUAAGGUUACUGCACCCUGCUAUUCUGAAUAGGGCAUAUGGAAUUCUUUGCAAAAAAUAGCAAAUCAUGUGCAAAAUAUGUAUGAGGGAGGGAAUGGGCACUUUGUGUGUACAUGUGGGACCUGACACCGAGCAGAAUCUGUGUUUUCUAGGGUGUAGGGGUGUGAGGCUGCCAGCCUUCACAUUUUCCCUCAGUCAUAUGUGAAAUGAAUAAACUCCUUGAUUUAAUAUA